UCUGUCAAAGAGGCUAGCAAAACAUGCACAAACGUUACGCUGAUACGACGCUCACGAACAUUUCCUGCAGCGUCUCAUAAUCCAGACCAAACUCACUCGGAAAGUGGAUACGUUUUUGCCGCUUGCUCUACUAGACCUCAACAUUUCCUCAAGUUCUUUUCAGCCAAACAAUUAGCUACAAGAAAUCAGUUCCAGAUCCACCUCCAGCCUACCAUGUCUGAACCGGGUUCUGGUUGUGGUGUUCCAGCCCAGAGAAGCUCACAGCGGGGUCCAGAGAUGCUGUCAGUGAUGCUGGGGGACUGCAGUCAAACAGUGGAAUUCAAUGUGAUUGUCAAAGAGGAGGGCGAGGAGAGAGAAAUCAAUGAGGGGGAGGAGGAAGAGAGAGAGGAGGACAGGGACUCUGUUGACUCAGGAGAGAGCCCCAACCCAGACCCAGACAACGAGCCCAGUUCUACAGCAUCAAGACUACCUGGGCGUGGGAGUUACCCAUGCCCUCAAUGUGAGAAGAGUUUCAGUUCCUCAACUAACCUAAAGAAUCAUCAAAGAGUACACACUGGAGAGAAACCUUUUGACUGCUCAACAUGUGGGAAGCGUUUCAGUGAGAAAGUAAACCUUAAGAGACAUGAGAGAGUACAUAGUGGAGAGAAGCCUUACCACUGCACCACAUGUGGGAAGAGCUUCAAUCAUUCAGGAAGCCUUAAGCAACAUCAGCGAAUACAUACAGGGGAGAAACCUUACCACUGCUCUCUUUGUGGGAAGAGUUUCAGUCGGGCAGGAGACCUGAAGACCCAUCAGAGAUCCCACAGUGAAGAGAAGCCUUACCACUGCUCUCUUUGCGGGAAGAGUUUCAAUCAGCCAGGAAACCUAAAAAGUCAUCAGCGAAUACACAUUGGAGAGAAGCCUGCCUGUGCUUUAAAUUUGAUUGUCAAAGAGGAGGAGGAUGAGAAAGAAAUCGAUGAGAAGGAAAAGAGAGAAGUUGAGGAAGAGGAGGAAAAUAGUGGUGUAACUGACCUAUGUACAUCAAGACUUCCUGGUCGUGGGAGUUACCCCUGUCCUCAAUGUGGAAAGAGUUUCAGUUCUUCAGGUAAUCUAAAGAAUCAUCAAAGAGUACACACUGGAGAGAAACCUUUCCACUGUGCCACAUGUGGGAAGAGUUUCAGUGAAAAAGUCAACCUCACAAGACAUGAGAGGGUACAUAGUGGAGAGAAGCCUUACCACUGCACCCAAUGUGGGAAGCGCUUCAAUCAUUCUGGAAGCCUUAAGGAACAUCAAAGAGUACAUACAGGAGAGAAGCCUUACCACUGCUCUCUUUGUUGGAAGAGUUUCAGUCAGCCAGGAAACCUUAAGAAACACCAGAGAAUACAUACAGGGGAGAAGCCUUACCACUGCUCUCUGUGCGGAAAGAAUUUUCGUUUUGCAGGAGACCUAAAGAAUCAUCAGAGAUCACACAGUGGAGAGAAGCCUUACCAAUGCUCUCUGUGUGGGAAGGGAUUCACUCAGCUAAGAAUUCUUAAAAGUCAUCAGAGGGUACAUAUUUUAGAGACGCCUGCCUGUGCGUUCAAUGUAUUUGUUCAGGAGGAGGAGAGUGAGAGGGAAAUCAAUGUGGAGGAAAAGAGAGAUGUUGAGGAAGAGGAGGACAAUAGUGGUGUAGUUGACUCGGAUAUAUCAAGACUACUUGGUCGUGGUCGUUACCCCUGCCCUCAAUGUGAGAAAAGUUUCCGUUCCUCAAGUAAUCUAAAAAAUCAUCAAAGAGUACACACUGGAGAGAAACCUUUCCACUGCUCCCAAUGUGGGCGGGGUUUCAGUGAGAAAGUAAACCUUAAGAGACAUGAAAGAGUACAUAGUGGAGAGAAGCCUUACCACUGCACCACAUGUGGGAAGAGUUUCAAUCAUUCAGGAAGCCUUAAAGAACAUCAGAGAAUUCAUACAGGCGAGAAACCUUACCACUGCUCACUGUGCGGAAAUAAUUUCCGUUUUGCAGGAGACCUAAAGAAUCAUCAGAGAUCACACAGUGGAGAGAAGCCUUACCACUGCACUCAGUGUGGAGAGAGAUUCACUCAGCUAAGAAGUCUAAAAAGGCAUGAGAGAAUAUCCAUUGGAGCGAAGCCUGCCUGUGCUUUCAAUGUGAUUGUCCAAGAGGAGGAGGAGGAGGGAGGAGAAAGAGAAGUUGAGGGAGAGGAGAGUAAAGUGAAAUAAAGGUGAAGUGAGGAUACAUAAGCAGCUCUGUAGAUAUGGAAAUGUACACCUAUCCUUGCAAUGGCAUCUUCUGUGACAACAUUUUUUAAAUUUAUUUUAUUUCACCUUUAUUUAACCAGGUAGGCAAAUUGAGAACAAGUUCUCAUUUACAAUUGCGACCUGGCCAAGAUAAAGCAAAGCAGUUCGACAACAUACAACAACACAGAGUUACACAUGGAGUAAAACAUAUAUACAGUCAAUAAUACAGUAGAAAAAUAAGUCUAUGUACAAUGUGAGCAAAUUAGGUGAGAUAAGGGAGGUAAAGGCAAAAAAGUCCAUGGUGGCAAAGUAAAUACAAUAUAGCAAGUAAAACAUGGUCAUGGGCGGUACUAUUUAGGGCUAUUUUCAUCUUCUUUUACUUCUAUGAGUGUAUUGGAAGUUCACAAAUUAACUCAACUUGAAUACCAUCACCACCACCACCUAAUGUCCUGGAGAGUGUAUUUAUUAAACCUUUGUUUUGACAGGGAGUCGAUGCUGAGACCAAGGUCUCUUUUACAGAUGAGCCCUGUAUUGCACCAUAGUACACAUUAAACUACCAAUUUAUAUACACAUUAAUAUACAAUAAACACAUUACACUACACAUUCAUAUGCACAAUAAACACUUUAAACUACACAUUCGUAUGCACAUUAAAAUACAUGUAAUUAUA
Molecule: messenger RNA, 2882 nt
Organism: Salmo salar (Atlantic salmon)
Lineage: Eukaryota; Metazoa; Chordata; Actinopteri; Salmoniformes; Salmonidae
Biological process (GO): regulation of transcription by RNA polymerase II
Cellular component (GO): nucleus
Molecular function (GO): DNA-binding transcription activator activity, RNA polymerase II-specific; RNA polymerase II cis-regulatory region sequence-specific DNA binding
Source: RefSeq, a predicted model, not a curated record